This is a messenger RNA of Branchiostoma belcheri (Belcher's lancelet), 969 nucleotides long. Its product is annotated as neuropeptide FF receptor 2-like. Gene Ontology annotation, biological process: G protein-coupled receptor signaling pathway. The coding region runs from base 1 to 921 and encodes 306 amino acids. Lineage: Eukaryota; Metazoa; Chordata; Leptocardii; Amphioxiformes; Branchiostomatidae. The record is from RefSeq and is a predicted model, not a curated record. Gene Ontology annotation, molecular function: peptide binding; G protein-coupled receptor activity. Gene Ontology annotation, cellular component: membrane. The transcript is spliced from 2 exons.
AUGGGACUACAAAACCAUCUUGCUAAAGACAUUGAAGAAUCACUUGGGCAGAACAGAACAAUGUUCUCUGUAGACACGAACGUUACCGCGCCGCUGGAGUUUGAUGCCGCCAUGAGAGAGAAGUACGAGCGGUUACUGCUGGACAGCAUACGGAGUGAGCUUCUGUACACGUACUCCACGCCGCUCAGCGCGUGUCUGAUCGUCCUCUACACCAUCUGUUUCCUGAACUCCAUCGCUGUCCUGGUGCUGAUAUGGGUGGUCUCCAUGGCCAUCAUGGCGCCGCUUCUGUUCGUGAAUCACCUUGACCACGUCACGUUAGACUUCGGACUGAGCGAGAACUUGACUCUGACGAUCUGUAAGGAAGACUGGCCCAGCGACGCGGGGAAGCAGCAGUACAGCGUGGCGCUGUUCGUCUUCCAUCUCCUCAUCCCCGCCGCCAUCAUGAUCGUAGCGAACGCCCUGGUGGGGAAGAAACUGUGGCGCGCCGACGACGUGGACGAGGUGGAAAACAACGCCACACGAUUGGAAGGUAUCCGAAUCUCCCAUGCCGUCGUCACAUCCGGCUUGAAGCGACAGCGAGGUGUGGUCAAGAUGCUGGUGGCUCUGUUCAGCGUCUUCUUCGUGUUCUGGACCCCCUACUACGUCAUCACUCUGUGGCUCGACUUCCGAAGUGGGAAGCACUGGGAGGACAACUCUGUUGCCGGGAACGUCUACCCGUUCUCCCUGUUCCUGGGCCUGGCCAACUCUGCCAUCAAUCCCAUCUGCUACAGUCUCAUGAACGCGCGCUUCCGCGAGGCCACGAAGGACGUCUUCAGUCGGAGGAUGCCCUGGAGACCGCCUUCUUCUGAAACACCUGGACCUGAACAAGCGGCCAACACCAACGAUACUGGACAGGAUCCCACGGAGGUCUUCAGUCUGUAGGCGCUGCAGGUCGUCGAAGACGAAGGCCGCCACCGACUACCCUCCAUA